Molecule: messenger RNA, 1348 nt
Organism: Vicia villosa (hairy vetch)
Lineage: Eukaryota; Viridiplantae; Streptophyta; Magnoliopsida; Fabales; Fabaceae
Exons: 4
Coding region: 364-1122 (252 amino acids)
Biological process (GO): cellular respiration; ubiquinone biosynthetic process
Molecular function (GO): ubiquinone binding
Source: RefSeq, a predicted model, not a curated record
AUCAUCCACGUGUACGGUCAACUAAGGCCGGCUUUACUUGGCGGUUCACGUCAGGUUCUGAGUUGCUGGUGACUCACGCGAACAAAAUAAAAAAAUGAGUUGCUAGAGACUCACGCGAACAAACUAAUAAAAUUACCAAAAUAACCACGUUUCAAAACGCGCAAACCACGCCUCAACAAAUCAAUCCCUUAUCAACUUCAACUGUCCACCCAAUUAAUCUCCAAAUCCAUUGAAUAUCGCUUUUCCUUUUAUCCCUAUUCCACCUUUUCCCUUACCUUAGGGUUCCACAUUCAUUCAAUUUGAUUUUGCAUCAUUUUGAUUAGGGUUACAUAACCCCAGAUUUUCUUCUUGUUGUUGUUAACAAUGCCGCCAUUUUUGUCGACCUCGAAAGCUCUUCGAUCCUUAGCGACACGCAAAAGUGGAUUCAAUCAAUUGAUUAGGUCUAGCGAGAGCGUCGAGAGAUUCGAUGGAUGUCGAUGCUUUUCCACCAUUGUUUCCAGAGACACUCAUCAGAUUUUGCCCUUCGGUUCCAGCAUUAGGUUUUCCACCUUUUCGAGAAAUUUUGAUCAUAACAGCUUUAAUUCUAUUCAAUCGAGGCGGUUUAUUGGACUUGGUGGAGAUGGUGCAGAAAGUGUUCUCUCCAAAACUUACGAGGAGAAGCGCGUUUUGGGGUACUCUCCGGAGCAAUUAUUUGAUGUUGUUGCUGCUGUUGAUUUUUAUCAUGGGUUUGUCCCGUGGUGUCAAAGGUCCGAGAUUGUUAAGCGCAAUCCAGAUGGAUCAUUUGAUGCUGAGUUGGAGAUUGGAUUCAAGUUUCUAGUUGAAAGUUAUGUUUCUCAUGUUGAAUUGGACAGACCAAAUCGAAUAAAGACAACGGUGUCAAAGAGUACCCUAUUUGACCAUUUGAUAAACCUAUGGGAAUUUAGUCCUGGUCCAGUUCCAGGAACUUGCAAUCUCUAUUUUUUGGUUGACUUUAAGUUUCAGUCCCCACUUUACUCACAGGUUGCCUCAAUGUUCUUUAAGGAGGUGGCGUCUAGGAUGGUUGGUUCAUUCACUGAGCGUUGCCGCUUGAUAUAUGGACCAGAAGUGCGGGUCCUGGAGAACUCGUAUGGACAAAGGACAUGAAUUAUUUUUUCUCUGCAAUUAGUUUCUUGGCUUGAACAUAGUUAAGGUCGAUUUACAGUUUCUGCGUUAAUUGGGUGGGUCUUUUUAUGGUUUGCCGGCGCAAUACUGAAUGAUUAACCAUCUCUCAUUCUAUUCUUUAGUGAUCUUUGUAAUUUAUUUAGACGGAUUCUACAAUGUACUCUUUACCAUCUUGAAAGACAUCAAAUUGACAUAUUUUUUACUUACA